GUAGCUUGCACUCACUGAAUGUAAUAGAAAGGGGAGGAGAGAGGGGCAGAGCCAUGCCCUUCCCAGCAUGGUCAGGAAAAAGCAAAGUGUAGUAAGCCUCUCCUAACACUCCAACAGAACCUCCUGUGUGAUGUGACUCUAGAUGACUUCUUAAGAACCUGUUCCUCCAACCCAUUGCAUUCCCCUUUUCACAACUUGUAGUGAGUGCUUCAUUUCUGAAAGUUAACUUUGUCCUGGUUGCAAGACAGCAAGAGCAUGGCUGCUGCUGAGGAUCACUUCCAGGACCUCUGCGAGGAGGCUCUGUGCACCAUCUGCCUGGAGUAUUUGCAAAACCCUGUGACCAUUGAAUGUGGGCACAAUUUCUGCCACGACUGCCUGACCCAGUUCUGGAGGCAGCUGAAGGACGAGGCCACCUGCCCUCAAUGUAGAGUAGCCAUCCAGCAAAGGAAUGUCAUCCCCAAUUGGCAGCUGGCUAGGUUUGUAGAAAUCACCCAGAAACUCAGCCGCCAAACGAGGAAGAGGAAGGGAGAUUGUGAUAAGCACCAGGAGCCCCUGAAGCUCUUUUGCAAGGAGGAUAAGACCUCCAUCUGCGUGGUGUGCGACAGGUCCAAGGAGCACCGAGAUCACCAGGUGGUUCCUGUGGAAGAGGUUUCUCAAGAGUACAAAGAUUUAAUCAGUAGUUCUCUGGAGGUUCUGAAGAAAGAAAGAGAAAAAUGUCUAACUUACAAAUCCGAAACAGAAAAUGAAAGCCAAGACUUAUUAAAACAAACAGAAGCAGAGAUGGAAAAGGCAGUGGCUGAAUUUAGACAAUUACAUCAGUUUCUGGAAGAGCAAGAAAAGCUUCUGCUGUCCCGGAUGGAAGAGGUGAAGAAGGAAGUUUCAAAGAAAAGAGAUGAAUAUCUGGCCAGGCUAUCUGGGGAACUCUCUUCUCUUGAAAGUCUUAUCCAGGAAAUGGAGGAGAAGAAGCAACAGCCGGCAAGUGAACUCCUGCAGGAUGUGAAAGCUAUCUUGCAGAGGAGUGAGGAGAAGGUGUCAUUUGAGAAUCCACUGGCUUUUUCUGUAGAACUGAGGUGGAAACUCUGGGACAUUUGUGAUAUAAAUCCUCUUUUAGUUAGUGUUAUGAAGCAAUUCAAAGAUGCUCUGAUACCUGGACUACAGCUGCAGAAAGCAAAUGUAACUCUGGAUCCAGACACAGCUCAUCCCAAACUGAUCCUAUCUCGGGAUAAGAAAAGUGUAGCAUGUGGAGCCCAAUAUCGAGAUCUGCCUGACAAUCUGGAGAGGUUCAACAAAGCUGUUUGUGUGCUGGGAUGUGAAGAAUUCACUGCAGGCAGAUAUUUCUGGGAAAUCAGUGUGGGAAGGGAGAAACAGUGGCUUGCAGGGGUCUCUAGAAAGUCGGUGAAGAGAAAGGGUGACAUUGCCUAUGGUCCUGAGGGAGGGAUCUGGGCUAUAGGGAAGUGGGGAGGUCAGUACAAGGCUACCAACCAUCCUUGCUACCCAGCUUUGUCUUCAAACAGAGAACUGAAGAAGAUCCGAGUGUCUCUGAACUGUCCUGGGGGGCAGGUGGCCUUUUAUGAUGCUGAUACCGGAGAACAUCUCUACACAUUCUCUGGAGCCUCAUUCAUGGGAGAGACCCUUCUUCCUUUCUUUAAUGUGCAUGGAGAAGGGCAUCUGCUAAUUUGUCCUUAAGGCAGCCAAAGAAGCUGACCACAAAGCCACUGAAUCCUGCAAGAUGGAUUAAUGCUUUGGGUUCAUCUCUGAUAAGGGCCCAAAGCAGUACUUUAGUUGUAAAGUUGGGGUUUCUUCAUUCAUCUAGGUACAUAACAGAUUGAAAACCUCCAUGGCAGCUGUGGGGUGCCAGGCGGCCAUUUUAUUCUGCAUGCUAUUUAAUUGUGUCUGAAUCCACUGGGUGAAGCCAUUAGGGGUUUGGGGGUAGAUGCCACCAGUAUGCUGAAGACACUCCGUUCUACUUCUCUUGGUCAUUGGAAUCAGUUGGGGCUUUGCAGAAGCUGGAGCAGUCUUUGGAUGCUAUCAUGGACUAAAUGUGGGCCAGUAUAUUAAAUCUAAACCUCAGUAAAGCAGAUGUUGUGUCUGGAUUGCUGGUUUUCACGUCUGGCAAUUGGGUAAAUAGCCUAUCCUGAAGGCUAUGGCUCCUCAUUGAAGGAAUGGCUUAGGAAAAUGCAUGGAUCUCUCACUGAAGGCCCAAGUGGAUCCCAUGGCCCAGAGUCUCCUUUGGCUGGUCCAGCAGCUGUGGCCUUUCCAGGAUAGGAACACCUGGCCACAUCAGCUCAUGUAAUGGUGGCAGAUAUACAAUAUACAGUUGUUUCAAUUGCAUAUUCUUAGACUUUAUGACAAUCUGAGGUGGAAACAGUUUGAAGAAAAGUUCUUGUUUGUUGCUCUGUUUCUCCAGUUCUUGAAUGUUGUUGUUUCUUCUCAGAGCAAUUCUGAGACUAAGAAGAAAACAGAACUAUUUUAUUCCUACCUAAAAGAUGGUUCUUUUUGUUUUAGGUUAAAUUGCAGUGAAAAGUUCAGUUCUUCAAACAGUCCUGAUAGUGUCCCAGGAAACCAUAGUAUACCAGAUCAGGGAGUGAAUGCUGUCUAUGGUGCCAGACACUUAGAUUAUUAGUGUUGGCUUGUUCAAAGGGGAUGUUGAAGGCAUUGGAGCUAGAGCUAGAGCUCUAUGUUAAAGCCCAAUCUAGAAAAAAAGAUCAGUUCUAGGACAGGUUUCCUUUAACUUUUGGUGGCGUUACCAAGUUGCUUGAGAAAUAUUUGACUGGGGCUGCACUUGCCCCAUAGUCAAGGGAAGAGCAGGUCAUGGCAGUGGACAAGCUCCAUGCGUAGGAGAGCUCUUCUCACCCUAUUAUCACUACAGACAGUGCUAUGGCUGAUAGACUGGGCCCUACCUGAGAGCAUUCUUAGGCAGGCUGGGACAUUUAAGGGAAUACCCUUGAGAGAUUUAAAAGUAUUUUUUUUUUCUAUCAAGUGAACCAGAGUGCAGCCAUAUUAUUUCCAGGAUCCCCAAGUUAGAAUGACAGCCUUGUCCUCCUUGGAGAAGAAGGCAUUUGCUGAUUCUGACUAUGUAUUUUGCAGUGAAACAAUGAUUGCCAGCCUUUCCCAUUUCAGGCCAACUUGCUAGCGCAUGGGUACUAAAACUUGCAAUAUUGAUGAACGUGCCACUGUUGACUGUUAACAAAUAUACCUUUAAGUGUGGAUCUUUUGAGAAUAAAAGCAUGGGAAAACUGGAAAUGUAUGUGCAUGCCACGUAAUGGUUAAGCUCGUCUUUAAGCGAGGUUGUAAAGUUUCUGUUCUAACCAAUAAAGUUGUUCCUCUGUGGUCAUGA
This is a messenger RNA of Sceloporus undulatus (fence lizard), 3337 nucleotides long. RefSeq names its product E3 ubiquitin-protein ligase TRIM7-like. The record is from RefSeq and is a predicted model, not a curated record. Lineage: Eukaryota; Metazoa; Chordata; Lepidosauria; Squamata; Phrynosomatidae. Bases 256 to 1686 code for a protein of 476 amino acids. Gene Ontology annotation, molecular function: zinc ion binding; protein binding. The transcript has 8 exons.